Aplosporella prunicola CBS 121167 is the source of this 1301-nucleotide messenger RNA. RefSeq lists its product as uncharacterized. Bases 36 to 1301 code for a protein of 421 amino acids. The transcript has a single exon. The record is from RefSeq and is a predicted model, not a curated record. NCBI's taxonomy places the organism in Eukaryota, Fungi, Ascomycota, Dothideomycetes, Botryosphaeriales, Aplosporellaceae.
UUCAUCCAUUCCACGAAAAGUAUAUACCAUCAACAAUGGACUUCGAACGCAUCCCCCGCUACCCGCGCAUCUUCAUGCACCCGGCGGGUAGGAGCCGAAACCUUGCAUACAUGAUGAUACUAUACAUGCUUCCCGUCAGAUACAUUCCCUAUGUUGGCGACAUUAUCCAGCUCAUGGAGCGCACGAGGAGCGGCCCUUUGACGGAAGUACCACCCAGCUACCCUGACGAGAUCACCAUGCCCUCAUACAUCUCGGGCGAGAGGCAGCUCCCAACCAGAGGCCGCCAGUUACCACAAACAGCCCUGCAGUUCACGGAGACCGACCUCGAUCGCGCUGCCACCAACGAGGCAAUCGAUCGCAUCCUGCAGCCGAUCACUGAAAGCCAUGCAACAACGAUGGCAGCACGCAUCAUCGACCGCCUCGAGUAUCUCAUCGAGAACCAUCUGGAAAUCUACGGCGUUCCCACAAGUUUCACCGCAGGCCGGAAAAUAAUCGCCUGCUUCCUCAUCCUCUUUGGCCUGGAGCGGGCCUUCAGGGAUCCAAUCGGAGAAUCCCUCCUCAGCAUCUGGAUCUACAUCCCUCUCGCGCGCGCAAUCCACCUCGGACGCCGCUACGGCAUAAUAAUUGAAGAGGAGAUCGAGGCGCCGCCCCGUCGCCCGGAGGCCGAGGUCGAGGCCGAGGAAGCUGCCCCAUCCCAAACCCACCGGAGCCACGCGCGCAGCAUCAGCAACAUAGCCACGGCUGCGGAGCCGCAGCCUCGCCGCCGGAGGAGGGUCAUUACCGACGAGGAGAUGGAGACCUUCUUCGACGCCGACGAUCCCCUCGCCACUGGCUACGACAUCACUCGCCGGCAUCUCGACUCAGACGAGGACGACAUCAUCAUCGAAGUCAGCGAAGACAGCGCCGACGACGAAGAAGAAGAAUCGUCGUCCGACUCCGACUCCGAGGAGGAGGAAGAAGUAGCAUACGGAUAUUACGACGAGGACAUCGACUUAGACGACGAGUCCGACGACGACAUCCGCGACAUGUGGGGGGAGUGGGAACUCGAAGUCCAGGAGCGCGAGGACGAGGACGCGCCGCCCCUGCCACCUCUUGACGUCGGGAAAUGGCUCGUCGACGAGGAUGGAGACAGCGACGUCGAUAUGGGCGAUGCGGAGGAGCAGAUUUGCGCUAUCUGCCAGGAAGUGCCGACGGGGGGGGUUGUGGUCACGGACUGUGGCCAUUUGUUCUGCAGGGAGGAACUGCAGAGGUGGGUUGAUGGCAGUCGGAGUUGUCCUGCUUGUCGGGGGGUGCUGGAGUAG